AAGCCCCCCUUUCUACUCGGCUUACUCCAUACUUAAAAUCCCGCAAUGCGUGCUCCUUGAUGUGCUGCCCGUGGAGCUCCGUCCGCCUCCACCUCGAGAAGGAGACGAAGAAAGAUCCCAACCACCAGAUCAAUUCGCACACGAAACCAAUCACAGUCAAGUAUCGUCUCAAGGUCCAAAGAUUUUGGUAUCCCUAGCCCUGGGAGCUCCAGCUCCGGCUCCAAGCGCUUUAGCUCGAUUCAAUUCCUUCUUCAAUCGCUGUGUGGGCGUCUCUCUCUCUCUCCCUGCUCGAGAUGCUGUCUCUGAGCUGCCCAGGGGUGUCGUCCAUGAGCAAGACGGCGCUCGAUUUGGGGCAGCUGGUGGCCCCCUGCCGCAGCCGCUGUACCGGCGCGUGGGCGUCGCCCAGACGGCGGCGCACGCCAUGUGUUUGCUUCGUUGCCUCACUGGCCACCGCCCAGCCUGGAACUGCGGCUGUUGAUGUGCCGGCACGGACGAUUCCUGCUGUGACAACAGCAAGCGCCCCUGCCCCUGAACGCACUUCUGUUUCUUCGCUGCUCGAGGUUGUCUCGGACGACUUGCUCAACCUCAACAACAAUCUCAAAUCGCUUGUUGGUGCAGAAAAUCCAGUUUUAGUUUCUGCAGCAGAACAAAUUUUCGGUGCUGGUGGAAAGAGAUUAAGACCAGCAUUAGUUUUUCUGGUGUCCAGAGCAACUGCUGAAUUAGCUGCUUUGUCGGAGCUAACUACUGAACAUCAGCGCUUGGCUGAGAUCAUAGAGAUGAUUCAUACUGCAAGUCUAAUACAUGAUGAUGUCAUAGACGAUAGUGGGAUGCGAAGAGGAAAAGAAACAAUCCACCAGCUCUAUGGCACACGGGUGGCUGUGCUCGCUGGCGAUUUUAUGUUUGCACAGUCUUCUUGGUUUCUUGCAAACCUAGAAAACAUUGAAGUCAUCAAGCUCAUCAGCCAGGUAAUCAAGGAUUUCGCUAGUGGUGAGAUAAAGCAAGCAUCAACACUUUUCGACUGCGACGUCACGCUCGACGAUUAUCUGCUGAAGAGCUAUUACAAGACCGCUUCUCUGAUCGCGGCAAGCACAAGGUCUGCCGCCAUAUUCAGCGGCAUGGACACCACCAUCUGCGAGCAGAUGUACGAAUACGGCAGGAACCUGGGGCUCUCCUUCCAGGUCGUGGACGACAUCCUCGACUUCACCCAGUCAGCGGAGCAGCUCGGGAAGCCAGCGGGGAGUGACCUGGCGAAAGGAAACCUGACGGCUCCGGUGAUCUUCGCGCUGCAAGACGAGCCACGGCUGCGGGAGAUCAUCGACUCUGAGUUCAGCGAGCCGGGAUCCCUGGCGGCCGCGGUCGAGCUCGUCCACCGGAGCGGCGGUAUCAGGAGAGCUCAGGAGCUCGCUGAGGAGAAAGGCGCGCUGGCGAUUCAGAGCCUGCAGUGCCUUCCGAGGAGCGAGUUCAGAAGCGCCCUCGAGAGGGUGGUGCACUACAAUCUCCAGCGGAUUCAAGAAACUGUUCUGGACGACCACGACGUUGACAUGACUUAUUUAUGUAUAGAUAUGCAAUACUUCCUGAUCAUGGAAUAUACUGCUGAGAUAUACUGCAUGCAUGAGCAAGUACCAUUCAUCUGUUGUGUGGUGCUGGUGCUCUGCUGUCUGGCGGGUGCUGAGUGCGGCGGAAGCGAGGGGGCGCGGGGUUUUCGUUUGGAACCGGCGGUGGGGCGGCAGAUCCGGCCAGAGGAGAUGCAGCAGGACCAGCGGAACAAGACUUCUGCAGAGGCCGACUUCUUCACAGAGUACGGGGAUGCAAACCGGUACAAGAUCCAAGAAGUCAUUGGUAAGGGAAGCUAUGGGGUUGUCUGCUCUGCCAUUGAUCUUCACACCCGGCAGAGAGUGGCGAUCAAGAAGAUACACAAUAUCUUUGAGCAUGUCUCCGAUGCCGCGAGGAUCCUCCGUGAGAUCAAACUUCUGAGGCUCCUAAGGCACCCUGAUAUUGUUGAGAUCAAGCACAUUAUGUUACCUCCAUCGAGAAAGGACUUCAAGGAUAUUUAUGUUGUUUUUGAGCUUAUGGAGUCCGAUCUCCACCAAGUUAUAAAGGCCAACGAUGACUUGACCAAGGAGCAUUACCAGUUCUUUCUCUACCAGUUACUUCGGGCCCUCAAAUACAUCCAUACUGCUAAUGUUUAUCACCGUGACCUGAAGCCCAAGAAUAUUUUAGCAAACUCUAACUGCAAAUUGAAAAUAUGUGACUUUGGACUAGCCCGGGUCGCAUUCAAUGAUACCCCAACAACAGUCUUCUGGACGGAUUAUGUUGCAACAAGGUGGUACAGAGCUCCAGAGCUCUGUGGAUCCUUCUUCUCCAAGUAUACACCAGCUAUUGACAUUUGGAGCAUUGGAUGCAUAUUUGCUGAGGUGUUGACAGGGAAGCCUUUAUUUCCUGGUAAAAAUGUUGUUCAUCAGCUAGAUUUGAUGACUGAUCUUCUAGGCACACCAUCAACGGAUACAAUUUCUCGGGUUCGGAAUGAGAAAGCAAGAAGGUACUUGAGCAGCAUGAGAAAGAAGGAUCCUGUUCCAUUUUCUCAGAAGUUUCCUAGUGCAGAUCCUUUGGCACUUAAACUAUUAGAAAAGCUAUUAGCGUUUGAUCCAAAGGACCGUCCAACAGCAGAAGAGGCAUUGCGUGAUCCAUACUUCAAAGGUCUUUCCAGGAUUGAAAGAGAACCAUCCUGUCAGCCAAUCAGAAAAGUGGAAUUUGACUUUGAGCACAAAAGAAUGUCAAAGGAAGAGAUAAGAGAGUUGAUAUUCCGUGAGAUACUGGAAUAUCACCCUCAAUUGCUGAAUAGCUACAUUAAUGGCACAGAGAGGACAACCUUUCUCUACCCAAGCGCUGUCGAUCAAUUUAAGAAGCAGUUUUCUCAUCUUGAAGAAAGUGGUGGUAACGUCCCAUCAGUUCCAACAGACAGGAAACACGCAUCCCUGCCCAGGACUACUGUUGUUCACUCGAAUCCAAUUCCUGCCAAGGAACAACCUCUUGCUGCCUCAUCAAAGGUUAGACCAGUCUCUGAUGAUUCAUGUAAGAAUCCUUGGGAGAAAGGAAGUGGUCCUGGAAAUGUUCCCAGGGCAUCUCUGGCUCCACAAGGGCUGCAAACACAAGCAGCAGGAUCAGUAAGAGUUAAUGGUUCAGUGAUGAAUUCAGGGUAUCCUCCUCAUCAACAGAUCCCACAAGCAUAUGGUUACCGCCAAAUGCCUGCAAGAUUGGACAGUACGAACCCAUCACAGGCCAUGGGAGGUUACACACAGCAGUCGCAGGCUUAUGCUUUUUCAAACAGCAAAGGCUCGCCUGAUGUGGCUGUGAACAUGAGAGCACCCCCGUUCCAUCUUCCAUCUGGACCGAAGAAUAACCCAUUAGAUAGGAUAGCAUCUGACACUGACAUAUACACAAGAUCCCUUAACGGCAUUGUUGCUGCCGCCGCGGCAUCAGUAGGCGCUGGCACUCACCGAAACGUUGGCGUUGUGCCAUCUGGCAUGUCAAGGAUGUAUUAGCUGCUGAUAUGCUGGCCACAGCUUCUCCAGGACUAGCCUGCAAGAAGUGGCGUAUGGUAUAAGUAGUAAUUCAUAAGAGGUGAUCACAUAGAGUCUUGGACUCUAAAACAUGUUGUUUUUACGCCAUGUAUUGAGGCUAAAAUGUGCCAGUUUGCGCACAAUGAAGGAUUGAUCAAUUCAUUUAA
This is a messenger RNA of Sorghum bicolor (sorghum), 3727 nucleotides long. RefSeq names its product mitogen-activated protein kinase 10. Gene Ontology annotation, molecular function: ATP binding; MAP kinase activity. The transcript is spliced from 18 exons. NCBI's taxonomy places the organism in Eukaryota, Viridiplantae, Streptophyta, Magnoliopsida, Poales, Poaceae. Gene Ontology annotation, biological process: intracellular signal transduction; isoprenoid biosynthetic process; protein phosphorylation. The record is from RefSeq and is a predicted model, not a curated record. Gene Ontology annotation, cellular component: cytoplasm; nucleus. The coding region runs from base 294 to 3542 and encodes 1082 amino acids.